Molecule: messenger RNA, 9377 nt
Organism: Coregonus sp. 'balchen'
Lineage: Eukaryota; Metazoa; Chordata; Actinopteri; Salmoniformes; Salmonidae
Source: the annotation of a GenBank genome assembly
CACUGCAAUGGCAAUUGACUGGCUUGGAUUUGGCUACGCUGCAGCCAUAGCCCUUGGGGGAUUCAUGGGAUACAAGAGAAAAGGUAGGAGUUUCUAGUCAAGCAGUUCAAAAUGCACAAAGCAACAUGAAUAUGUCAUUAUCACACUUUCAAGUUUUUAAUGUCACGUGCACAAGUACAGUGAAAUGCAUUUCUUGCAAACUCAAAAUCCAACAAUGCAAUAAUCAAUAACAAUGUAAUACUAGAAAAAACACACGAGAAAUAUGAAGAACACCAUAACUAAGUACGUAUACUGUGUACAGGGUCAGUUCCAAUACCAUAUUUACAAUGUGCAGGGAGACUGGCGUGAUGGCUGUAGAUAUGUAUAGGAGUAAGGUGACUAGGCAACAGGAUAUAAUAUAAACAGAGUAGCAGCAGCAGCAGCUUGAAUGUGAGUGUGUAUAGAGUCAGUAUAAAUGCAUGUGCAUAUUAUGUGUGAGUGAGCAGAUGAUUGUGUGUGUGUAGGGCCCUGUGAGUGUACAUAGAAAGUGCAAAAAUAAAAGGUAAAUAAAGAUAGUCAGUGUAGCUAUUCUGAUAGUUAUUUAUCAGUCUUAUUGCUUGGAGAUAGAAGCUGUUCAAUAGCCUGUUGGUGUGAGACUUGAUGUACCGCUUACCGUGCGGAAGCAGUGCGAAAGCAGUGCGAUAAAAACAACAACACAGAGUUACAUAUGGGGUAAAACAAAACAAAGUCAAAAAUACAACAGAAAAAUAUAUAUACAGUGUGUGCAAAUGUAGCAAGUUAUGGAGGUAAGGCAAUAAAUAGGCUAUAGUGCAAAAUAAUUACAAUUAGUAUUAACACUGGAAUGAUAGAUGUGCAAGAGAUGAUGUGCAAAUAGAGAUACUGGGGUACAAAUGAGCAAAAUAAAUAACAAUAUAGGGAUGAGGUAGUUGGGCGGGCUAAUUUCAGAUGGGCUGUGUACAGGUGCAGUGAUCGGUAAGGUGCUCUGACAACUGAUGCUUAAAGUUAGUGAGGGAGAUAAGUGUCUCCAGCUUCAGAGAUUUUUGCAAUUUGUUCCAGUCAUUGGCAGCAGAGAACUGGAAGGAAUGGCGGCCAAAGGAGGUGUUGGCUUUGGGGAUGACCAGUGAGAUAUACUAUUUGAGGGCCCAUGACACAUUUUUUCAACCUCCUGAGGGGGAAGAGGUGCUGUCGCGACUUCUUCACGACUGUACCGGUGUGUUUGGACCAUUUUAAGUGUUUAGUGAUUUGGAGGAACUUGAAUCUCUCUACCUGCUCCCCCCCCCCCACCCUUCCUGUAGUCCACAAUCAGCUCCUUGGUCUUACUGACGUUGACCCUGUUAACAAGCUGAUGGCAAGUAACAGCUAUUCUAUAUAUUUUUUUACUACAGGUAGUGUCAUGUCAUUGAUAGCUGGGCUAUUGUUUGGCAGCAUAGCAGCCUAUGGGGCCUUCAUGAUUUCAAAUGACCCAACCAAGACUUUCUACUCCCUCUGUAAGUAUGCCUGCUAUGUUGGGAUGUGUACGUGUUGGAAUGUGUAUAUUUUCAUACAUCUUUUUUAUUUUCUCAGUUGCCUCAGGAGCGCUGACAAUAGUGAUGGGAAUGAGAUUCAAGAAAUCUGGGAAAAUAAUGCCAGGUGGUAUCAUGGCAGGACUAAGGUGAGAAUCAUCAAAAAUCCAUUAUACUCAGUAUUGCAUGGUUUUGAAAUAUAUGGAGGUUAGUUGAAUGUGUUCAUGAAACUCUUUGCUGAUUUUCAUUGUAUUUUGACAUCCGUUACAAUUGACCCUGUAUUGGAAUGUUUCAAAUUAAAUAAUGUGCACAAUCAAAAUGAAGUUAUCUGUUUUCUUUACUCAGUUUGCUGAUGGUCCUACGACUUCUCUUCAUGGGUGUGAUUGUAAUGUGAUUUGAACAAUACAACAACCAACUAAAGCAAGAUGGAAAAUGUAUUCGCAAGGGAUGAAGUGCCAUUUGCACAUUGUUUGUGCUUGCCUAUAUGUAUUUUUGUAAUCAUACUUCAUGUUUGUACGUUCUUUAAAGAACUUGAUGUUGAUCCUGCAACCUAUGAUCAUAAUGCUGCUUUAGUCAUUCCUAAAGUACGCAGCACUGGGGGCAAUGAGUGCACAUGCACAAUGACCAAAUGCUAUGUGGAUGGAGUAAAAAGGUUGUUACUUCCUUGAAUAGUUGUGUUGUCUCAUAGGAAAUUGUUUAAGUUGAAUGAACUACAUUAAUGGCUUACAAUGACUGAGUGAAUUGUUAUUGUAAAAAAAUGUAUGGGGGAAAAAAUGUAUGUGCUCUGGAUAAGAGCAUCUGCUAAAUGACUAAAAUGUAAUUGUAAGAACAAAGGAGCACUUUCUGUUGAACAGGUAAAUAUACUACUGGUUAUAAGCACACAGGUUAUGAUUUGUUCAAUGGAUAUGGCAACAGAAAUACAAUGACAUUUACUACUCGAUCGGAAUUCAUUUUAUAGCAUUGCAGAAGGUAUGACCACUUACUUUUAAAUAGUUUGACAAUCAUAUUCAGCUGCCUGACUAAAUAGCAUCUGUCAAUGAUGGAAUAGCUCCCAGACAUGAUGCAGUGUUUAAUUACAGUGGACAUUAUUUGUUCAACAGCGUUGUUCUUUAUUUAUGUGCACAUUAUUGGAAAACAUAAAAUACUUGUGCUAGUUAAACAAUUGUCCUUACACAUUGUAAUGGAAAUGACCAUCAAGGACGCAUCAAGUCAAUUAGUAAAUGAACGUUAUUACGAGUCACGCCAGUGGAAAGGUUACAACAAACUCUGCACAUACUAGGAUACACAACUCACAAACACAAUUCAUCCUCAGCACAAGGGCGGAGGUUUGGGUACAAAAGAGAAUGUGUAUCAAGGCUCCUGCUCCUGAUAAAGGUUCUCAGAGGUUAUUUCUGGGCGUUCACCCAAGAAGCUCAAGGUUCUCUCUUGGGUAUUGUCUGCUAACACACACACACACACACACACUGAAACUUCCUCCUAUUGUAAGCUAGUUAUAAAAUAUGUCAUAUAGCAAAUAUGUAUUACAUUAUAGCAACCAGCACACACAAUCAUAUAGCCAGGGUUAAACAAUUCAUAAGCUUAUGUCAAUAUUUCCACGACAACAUGUUACAAGAAGUUAUGACAAUAUGGAAUAAUGUAUAUGGAAUUAAUUCAAUUAUAUUAGCUUCAACUCUUUAAUGUGCAUUUUACUUGAUGUUUAGAUGAGCAUCAGAGCUUGAAGUCUAACACGUCACACACAGUCUUUACAUAUACGUCAUCUAAACCAAAGUUAAAUCUAGAAUCGGCUUCCUAUUUCGCAACAAAGCCUCCUUCACGCAUGCUGCCAAACAUGCCCUCGUAAAACUGACUAUCCUACCGAUCAUUGACUUCGGCGAUGACAUUUACAAAAUAGCCUCCAACACUCUACUCAGCGAAUUGGAUGUAGUCUAUCACGGUGCCAUCCGUUUUGUCACCAAAGCCUCAUAUACUACCCACCACUGUGACCUGUACGCUCUUGUUGGCUGGUCCUCUGUAGCUCAGCUGGUAGAGCACGGCGCUUGUAACGCCAAGGUAGUGGGUUCGAUCCCAGGGACCACCCAUACACAAAAAAAAAUGUAUGCACGCAUGACUGUAAGUCGCUUUGGAUAAAAGCGUCUGCUAAAUGGCAUAUUAUUAUUAUUAUUAUCUGAUUGAGGCUUCCUCUUGCUGCCUGGCUGCAGGAACUUGUGAAUGGCUGGUAGGCUUUUCAUCCUCCCUUGAAAAUCCUGAAAAGAAAACCAUUCUCACCCAAUCAAGAAUGAAUCAACUGAAGCAUCCAUGGAUCUUUUUACCUUUCUUUUAAAUCUGCUGCAGACAAUGUCCUAAUCAUCUCUCCUUCCUCCCCAAGUGUGCACUUGUUUGCUUCCCUUCACUGAUUUGAAAGGAAAUGACUGGUAAAAGAAAUAUGCCUCCACCAAUCCAAUGCUUUGAGAUUUGUGGUAAGUACUGAAAGAGUGCACACGUCAUGAGAGAGGAGAGAUUAUUGGGAUCCACCAGGGUGUGGUAGCAGUACAUUUGAACUGGUAUGGCCAGUCAUAUUGUAUACUGAUAUCUGACUGAAAAAUGUGCUGUGCAGCUGGUAUGUGAUAUUCAUAUGCUGCUGGAGUUAUGUCAACCUCUAACAUGUUUUGAUGAGAUGCACUCAAAUGUAACAAGAUGAUUUGACUCGUGAUUAUUUUGUCAACAACAAAAUACAUUUGUAAUCAACUUUACCUUAACAACAGGGAAUUUGGAGAGAAUUGUUGGAAAUUUCUCCUCCAACAUCAAGGUGGUUUCAAGUAGCUGGACAUCCGCACAGCUCAAUUGAUUACCCACCAGGUACUGGGAGCUAGGGAGCGCCUGUUAUAAAAUCACAAGCACACCCUCAUUAUGCAAUACAUCAACUUGUACAGACGUGCCAACCUUUUCUGUUCCCUUAGCAAACAUGGUAUCUCGCAAUUAUUAUGCUAAUAUAACGGCUUAGAUUUGUUCUUUUUUUUUUUCCUUUCUCCCCUUAGUGAGCUCUACUCUUCCCAUCUGGCCAAGGCCCAGAUCAUUCAGUACCUUCUCGAACACAGGGAGGUAGCGGCUUGUUGCUUUCCUCUCUAUCUCCUCCAGUUUAGUUUUCUUGGCGUCAGGCGGCAAGAAGGCCAACACCAUGAUCAUUUCCAUCAAGUCUCUCAGCAUACAUGUCAGUCCUAAAGGUAAAUGAAAACCAAACCCUUUGAAACCAUAGCAGAUUUCCCCCCUUUUUUGUACAAACAGCUUCACUUCUUAGGUCUCUGCAAUACAGCCAAACAAGUAAAUAAAAGUUCGAUUUCAAUCAUAAAUGUCAUACAUACAUGACUCGUUCUUUUAAGUCUUUCCCAUAAAGAUUGUAUUUCCCUGCUAUGUAGUUCAGGAUAGCCUUGGGUUUGAACCAGCUUCAUUCCAUCCAUUUCCACCAACGGAACCUGAGUGCUCCAUCUAAAAAAUUAAAGAAAAAGAAAGGUAAAACAAUUAAACACCCUUCAAAACAAUGAGCAUGUUAUCUGAGUUGUAUUACCAUUGUGACCAAACCUACCACUCAACAGUUUUACAUAUUCCUGGCGCUUUGAUAUAGCCACUUCCUCAAACUGGACAUAAAACAUAUAUUUUAAUUAUGACGGAACAUCCAGUUCAGUGAUCCAUCUGUGUGCAUCACCUGUUUGUCUACCCACUAUUUCACUCAGGGUACUUUAAUUGACUACUUGAAAAAGCAAGUCCUGUAAACAACCUACAGUAAAAAUGUUGGGUUUUAUUUGUUCAGCCUGCUUACCUCAACUCCAGCAACUGCUAAAAGCCAUCGAAUUGACUCCAUUUUCCCCUCCCAUUGAAAUAAGUCAACACCACUUUUCCAGACAUUGUGAACAUUUAGUUUACUGUAGGAAGGAAACAACCUCAUUCAAUUACGCUUUCAUGUGUGUGCAAAUGCAGCAAUGUUGUGUUUGAUGAAUUGCAUAAGAUUUGGUACAUGCAUGCCUGUCAAAUAAAUGAUGGUACAUUGUGAACAGACUACUCUGAAACUAGAACACUGAAACAUACAUGAAAAUAAACCUGAAAAACAAAAGCGUACAAAACAUACGAUUGUCUAUGUAGUUAUCAACCUAUAAUUUCAAGAUAAUUCUACGAAAUAAUACUGACCUUGUAUGUCGAGAGAGAAGUAUGCACCUUUUACGUGUGUAAACACCGAAAAAAUUUACCCUCCCGAAGUUACUAAAAGCUUGAACCUCAAGCACUGUGUCAUAUGACCAACAUGAGAAUUGAGUUGUGGCCAAUUGAAGGACUGGAGAUUUGCAUGUCUGCGAGGCAUCAUGGGUAAUAUAACAAAUAUAUUGUGAAAAAAACAUAUUAGAAGACAAAUCACAUCUUCUCUGACUAUUUCCGUCUUACAGGAGAUGUCAUAGCACACAAUAUUCUAAAAUAGGAACCCCCCAAAAUAAAAAUACAAACCGUAACUGCAAAUUGUAUGGCUCCUUUUUGGUAUAUAAACCGACGAGCCACUCUGCUCCUUUCGGAUGUGAGGGCGAUCUGGCUGCGACAUCUGUCACCCCAUUGAUCGCUAGGGUUGAUUCGGCUGAUCUGGCUGGCUAGGCGGGUGUCCCCUUCCUCCCUCACCGCUCCAUGUGCGUCCCUCCCGAAGCCCCGCGCUCGGUGGAAGAGGACGAGUUUCCCGGACGAGCAUCGUUGGUAUACGCGUAGCUGCACUCCCUGCUAGAACCUCCAAACAAGCUCAAGGCCCAUUUGUAGGAGAAACGUAGGGAAGUCAAGCUCCAAGACUUCAGACACAUCCAAAUGAGGCACUGCACGUGGCAGUCUGCCUUCUUUUGUAAAAAAAAUAUUAAAGUGAUUUAACUUCACUUUAGCAUUUAUGUCAAGGAUUUAUGUCAAGGUCCUCUGUUCUCUUCACUGUCUUGUUCAAUUGAAAAGAGCAAAGCACAGUCUCCUAGAUAAUCCCAGGCCAGAGCAUAUAUAGGAUACAUUAAUCAAGUCAUUGUUUGAUUACCAAAUUAAAGCAAUUCACUAAAUCAGACUAUAUACACACCAAUGACUUUAUUGAUUAUAAACCAAAACAGAAUUGAUGUCAAAGACAUGACCAUUACAGCUUGUCCAACUUUACAGUUGUAAAGAAAAUAAAAAUGGUCAUUACAAUACCACAUAAAUCAAAUGUUAGCAAUGGCAUUUGGUAACUGGCAGUUUUACAUGUUUUUACAAAUUUACAUGUUUUUACAAAUUGGCCCAGCAGAUGAACCAAGUCAACAUACAGUUAAGCCACAUAAUUAAUUACAAAGAAAGAUCCUCUGUAGCUCAGCUGGUAGAGCAUGGCGCUUGUAACGCCAAGGUAGUGGGUUCGAUCCCCGGGACUACACAUAAAUGUACGCACGCAUGACUGUAAGUCGCUUUGGAUAAAAGAGUCUGCUAAAUGGCAUAUUAUAACACGAAUGUCAAUUCUGCUUGAAAUAAAGCACUGAGUUCUUGUUUUAGAGAAAAAAAAUCAAGGAACAAUGAAUACAUUAUUUUUUUAAAUGCACAAGAUACAAGUGUUUCCUGUAUUCCAGAAUCUCAUGAAAGACAGCACCAAGAAAAAUUAACAAAAAACAAAUUGGCAACAGAAAAACAGUGUUGGCCAAACUAUCACAGUGAUUUGCAAUAUAAAAUGACUGGAUUGGUAAUUGAAAAUGCAAAUUUAAACACCAUGGGGACAUUUUACAAAAUCUAUGGAACACAUAUUUUAAGAAGGGGGUGAAAAAGUUAUGCUAUGCAAUAAACCCAAAAAAUAAAUAGUAUGGAAUUUGUCACUGAACAAAAUGUGAUGACACCACUGUCAUGAGUGCAUUUAUCCAUAUAACACACAUACACUGAAAAAGUUGCACAUUUAACAAUAUAUACACAGAUUAAUACAAAACCAAGGUUAUUGCUGUAUAAUAUGUACAUACUUUGAUAUGAAAACAUAAGUUUUUCCUUUUAUAGGGAAAAGACAAAUCUGAAGUACUGUCAUUUGUGCCAGGCCAUAACACAAGUAUCCCAAAGAGGCCACUAGCGGUGUCCAUAUUUGGCAGACCAGUCUGUGCGCCCAUGGAUGGCCUGUACUGGGGGGCGAGACCGUAGGCCUGGCGUAGUCUUGGUGGGCGACGGCACAUAGGAUGAGGCACCCAUCUGAUUUCUGCUAGAUGACCUCCAGGUUGCGUAAUCUGUAACAGCAGAGACAAGAAACAUUAUUACUUUAUAAUAGAAUUACAUUACUACACAGCACCUAGCCUGGAUUGACAACUGUGCAUCGAGACUACAAAGAUCACUCACUUGAUGCUGUCGAGUCCCCUAUGGGUGCGAGUUGCACUCUUUGGCCGGCAGAGCCAACCUCUUUUUUGUAAUAGUUCGGUACAUAUCCACUUGGAAGAGUUUUUGAACCUGUGAUUGGGCCAUCAAAGAUAACAGGAAAUGUACGUUACAUUUAAUACUGUUAACACACAUCACAGAUAGACAUCACCUUAGCUUAUACCACACAGCCCUCUCACUCGUGUUGUAGGGUGACAGGUGAUAAACACACAUGACAUCGGUCCCAACACUAAUCAUUACCAUGAGUGCCUCGGUUAGGAAGUGUCCCUCCAACAGGAAUUCUGCUGCCCCAGAGGUUGCUUUCACUGUAGUUGGAAUUUAUUGCCAUAUUCUUUUUAGUAUUUAAACCUGCAGGGUGAGAUAGGAUAGAUUAGGAAGUAGAGUUUGCAAUGUAAUUUCCAUUGCAACAAGCUGCCCCUUCUGGUUCAACAAGACUACAUCAUCAUGAUUAGCCACUCCUAAGAUGAUGAUCAUUGAUAAUCGGGCUGAAAAGAAUAUGUGGUUUCACCCAUUUUUAAAAACCAUUAGGCAUUAUAUAUCAGAGCAUGUACAUAUGCUUAUGCCUCUGAUUUGGUAGACAAAUGGCAGAUACAUCAAGUUAUUAACGAGUGAGCCCAUUUUAUCAUAUACAUUGUCAGUAACUAGAAGUGCCUUAUUCAAAAUAUCCAUUUGGAAGGAAGGUAAUGUUUUUGUAUUUUCUACCUGGUAGAUAUCUUGACUGCUUCAAGUAAUACUGUUUGGCAGAGGCUGUCCUCGAAGGCUCCUGGUAGGACAUGGCCUUGUUCAGAUUCAAAGGUGCAUCGUCACCUGUUGUCAUCUGCCCCUUAACUUUCGGGCUGCUAAAAUCCAAAACAUUCCCGUACCUGAAAGGCAUAACAGAAAUACAUAAAGCCCUUUAUCUGAAAAUAUCAAACUGAUAACUCAGGUCACUGGGAUAACUCAGGGAGACACUCACUCUCUUCGUUUUUCAGUAGGAAUUUUUGUUUUGCCCAGAACACUUAGUGAGGUCAGCUCCAUGUCCUCAAAGUCAUCCCACUCGUCACCCUUUAGGAGGCCUGUGCCGUGGCCCCAUCGCCGGCGUCCUCCACCCUUAGGUUUCAUCUGAUAACUUAAGAAGUUGGCAUUCUCAGCCUCCUGGGUCAACUGUUAAAAAAAAGGAAAUGGUGUAUUAACAAUCUCUAUGGGGAGAGAAACAACAAUUACAUUUCUGAAGAAUUCAUCAACUUUCCAUUCCUAGCCAUUAAAUGUUGUAUUCAUUUAACAAGGGAUUCUAACAUCUAAUGACAUUACACUGAUGAAUGCUUGUCGUGCUCAAGUAGCUGAGUUGGUGACUGCAAACUCACCUGGCACUGCAAGCUCUUGUCAACAACGUAAGGUAAGCGGUUCUGUGGGGUGGUCUCAGUCUCCUCCUGCUUCACCAUGAGGUUGGGCUGCUCUCGCAACAGCUUUGAGUGCCUCUGGUACGAUGGAACUGGGGUGGGGGCUGAGACUGGGGCUGGAUGGAUCUGUUGCAGGGGCCUGGAC